CCCGCGUGGAAAGGCGCCCCAGUACCUGGUAGCGGGAGCGGGCUGUGCGCGGUGUGCGGCCGGAGGGGUAGCCGGGUCGAAGGGCCCUGGCUGAGGGGAGAUGUGUGGGGGCGGCCCGCGGGAUAGGGGUGACCGCCAGACCCCUCUGCGCCGUGCAGCCGCCGGCCAGAAACUAGACGAUGGGCAUUUAAACAACUCCUUGGGCUCUCCAGUUCAAGCCGACGUGUACUUCCCACGAUUGAUCGUGCCAUUUUGUGGGCACAUUAAAGGUGGCAUGAGACCAGGCAAGAAGGUGUUAGUGAUGGGCAUCGUAGACCUCAACCCGGAGAGCUUUGCCAUCAGCUUGACCUGUGGUGACUCGGAAGAUCCUCCCGCCGAUGUGGCAAUUGAACUUAAAGCUGUGUUCACAGACCGACAGCUGCUCAGAAAUUCUUGUAUAUCUGGGGAAAGAGGUGAAGAGCAGUCAGCCAUCCCCUACUUCCCAUUCAUCCCAGACCAGCCAUUCAGGGUGGAAAUUCUUUGUGAACACCCACGUUUCAGAGUGUUUGUGGAUGGACACCAACUUUUUGAUUUUUACCACCGCAUUCAAACAUUAUCUGCAAUCGACACAAUAAAGAUAAACGGGGACCUCCAGAUCACUAAACUUGGCUGAUGUUUAAACCACAUCCGUUUCACAUAGCAUCAGGUGCCACAACUGUCUUGACUGUCUGUCUGGAAGAAUUGUCCCAGCAAGAUCUGAAGACUUAAAAAAAAAAGACAAAAAUGAAAAGGCAAGCCUCGAUGUUUCUUCUUUCUGUGCAGUCUAAAGUCCAAAUGACUUCAACAGUGGUUUGCCCUUUGGAAGCUGUCAGAACAAAGACACCGAGCCAUUAUUCCCAGAACAAAAUAAUACACUUGUGCUGGAUUUUAUUCAGACUAAACUGAAACGGAUUUGGGAUGAUUUGGGAUUUGGUAGUAAGUUAUUCAUCUAUUCAAAGCAAGGUGAUGUUUAGAGCAAAAGUGUUAAAGACUUAAUACAACAACAAAGACGGUACACCGAGAUCAACUCAUUUCUGCACUGAAGUGGAAUUGUGUAGCACAACCAACAUUUUAUUAGUCAGGGUAUUUAACAUAGAAUGUAGGUUGUUGAAGGUUUGGUGGGUUUUUUUGUUUUUUUGUUUUUUUUUUUUUUGCACUGCAUAAUGUUAAUUCAGAUUUUUAAAGCUUUCUUGUAGUUAUUUAUUUCUAUUCAGUGUAUGUAUUAGAGAAUGAUUAAUGUCUCAAGAACAGCAAGCUAUGAACUUUUGAAUGUACAAUUAUCUUAGAUUUGAAGGGGAAAAUUAUGUAUUACAAUCAUGAAAAAAGUGAAUAUCUACCUUAAAGAGUUGAGUCUUAUUCUCCAUACCCCAAACUUAAAAUCUUUUGAUAUAAAUUGCUGUAAGUGCUUUUGGGAAAACUUUGCAACGUUUUGAUAAGACUGCUUUUCAAGUUAUUGAUGAUUCUGUAAAAUUCUAUUUACAUUGCUUAUUCUCCUUACUGUGAAUUAGCACAGUAUUGGCUUCCUUAAGACUAAUUAACUACUUUUCUCUAGAUCUACCUAAUAGCUCAUUAAGUUGUUAUUAAGCUAAUUGAAAACAUGUAAGAGGCGAUUGCAUAGACAGUUUUUUAAAUGACUAUUAUAUAAACUUUUAAAAGUAUAGUAUGAAAAUGAUCCUGGAAUGCAGUGGAAAGCAGAAGCAAAUGGCCCCAAAUAACAUACUUGGAAAUAAUUUACAUCAACUUAAGCUGUUAGUUCAUUCUAUCACUUUUAUUAUGUGACCCUUCCCAGCAUCCCUAAGCAAUGCCUUUGGCGCUUCAGAGUAGAGGAUGCUUCCUACUGUGUUGGCUUUGCUGAGAUGUUAGCAUAAGACUGGGAUCAGAAUCAGGAAAUGAUCCAGUUAGUUUAUCUGAAAGUUUAAAUCCCUGGACUCCAGGCCUUUGAGUCCAGCCAAUAGUGUGAAUGCUUCCAAUUAAGCUGUAGGAGUUUCCCUAUACUUGGAACUGAUUAGACAGCAGGGAGUCUCCAGGAGAAGCCUGCAGUGCUAUAAAUAUCAGUACAAGGCGAGGCAUGGUUGCAGUCCUGGGAGCUGGAUUUUACAAACUGCAUUGGCCCUGGAGAGAAGGACCCUUGGCAUUGCUUUGGUCAGCUAGCAAGGGGAAGAAGGGGUGCUGGGGUAGGAGUGUGUUUAUAUAUAAUUUAGGUUUUGUUUGUACAGCAUUCUGCGUCUUGUUAUGACACGUCCUUGUCCUGCUUUGCUUUUGAGUUUUUUUACACGACAUGCAGAGGCACUGAAGUGGCCACGUCAUUUUCACGUGUUGAGAAUGUAGACAGUGUUUCAGUACCAAAGUCUAAAAAAAGCAAGCAAACUAAAAUUGUGAAUUUUUUAUAGGUGUUAUAUUUGGAUUUUUCUCAACUUUGAAACUGUUUAGCACAGUUCCAUUGUGUUAUAUAAGAAGAUGCUUUAUCCAAUAAGACUGGCUGAGCAUUGACAAGCUUUAUGUACCAUCUGACUUAACCAGCCAUAUUCAGGCAGGAGGGCUGUUCUGUGGCUCUAGGUAUUUGGGGGCCUGCAAUGAACUUGUAGAGCCACUAGAUUUUGAGGAGUGUUCGUAGAGAGACUUGGAAGAGACCCUGAAAUAUAUUUGUAGUUUUGCUUCUCCUUGUGGUGGAAGACCCCCACAGGAUGUUUCCUUUGAGUGGCCAUCCCUUCCCACCCACUGCAUAAUUCAGCAGAAACUAGAGGAGCUGGGAGUGUAACUGUUUUGAAUUGAAACUGUUCUCUCUACCUAUCAGCUAACUGGUUAGCAGCCAAGCGGUUAGGCAGCUUAGUGUAACAGCUUACACUGUUAACCCUUCAUUUCUCUAUGAGGUCAGAGGGAACCUUGUGGUUAACCCUGUUGGAAUUGAUCUAAAGGAUGUGAUGGUUUGAUUCAGGUAUAGUUAAAGGAGCAGGGGGCUAAUCCAGCUGUAUUAAUGGUUAGCUGUAAACUGGAAACAAUAGUCGCAUCCUCUCAUCAGUGUGUGAUGUCUAAGGUGGGAAUUCAGGAUGGAAAGUGCAAUUUUAAGCUUCACAGAAAAGCAUUUGGGUAUGUAAGGUGUUAUUUCUGACCAGAGCCCUAAUUUUGCAAUAUGACCAAAACCAAGGAAUAUAAAGAACAAUCAGGCUCUGGGGGAAUAAUAGGCUUUAGACAAUCUGUUCAUUUCUGCAUCAAAAUUGGAAUGAAUGUAUAUAUCUUCUUAAAAGUUGAUAGAAGUGACUUCUACUUUCUGUCCAAUAUAAUUGUCUUAAAAAUAUUUUUUUAAUUUGAAACCCUAUUUCAAACCAUGCCAACCUUAGUUCAGAACCUAAGAGAUCAUUCUUAGAAUUGUUGGUAAUUUGUUAAAAUGGCAAAUCCAUUCAUUUGUAUUAAAAAGAAAAUAUCCAAAAAGAGGGAGGGAUCCCUGUUGCCUUGAGAGAAACAGCCUUGGCAUUUUCCGGCUACAUUAUUAAUGUAGAAAUAAUGUUCCUAUGAUAACAUAUUUUCAAAGAAACACUUUCUUAUUUACUGCGUGGUGUAAAAUGUUGCUAAGUUUGUUCUUACAUUACUAUGUCACUGCUGAAAGUUAUUUGCACUAUAAUAAAGGAAUUUUCUACAAAA
Phacochoerus africanus (Common warthog) is the source of this 3657-nucleotide messenger RNA. It is a transcript of the gene LGALSL, whose product is annotated as galectin like. Lineage: Eukaryota; Metazoa; Chordata; Mammalia; Artiodactyla; Suidae. Bases 101 to 652 code for a protein of 183 amino acids. The record is from RefSeq and is a predicted model, not a curated record. The transcript has 5 exons. Gene Ontology annotation, molecular function: carbohydrate binding.